CGGUAGCGCUGUAGCGCUACACGUUGUUUUUGUCUCCAUAAUAUUUUCAUAUGUUGUGCACUUAAUUUAUGCAGUGCAGUGCUCAUAUCGAAGGCGAUUGGAAGGGUUACUCGACCCUUGCCCGGUUCCUUUGGAUUUUAACGAACUUACAGCGACAAGAGGACUGAAGCCAGUAGCUUUCCCAGGCAAUCCCAGUCAUGACCUCACUACGCACCGUCAAUGCAUUGAAUGGGAUUUCACGUCGGUUCUAGUUUUGCCUGUGUGUCAGCGAACGUUGUAAACGGGAGCAGUUACUUGCAAUCUUCUUCGAUGACGGUCUGAAUGAAUAUUUGCUUUGUUUCACACCAAGAAAUCACACCACGCAUCUGCUUGACCCAGGUUAAACCCCAAGCCACUCGCGCUUCAGAGGCCUGGGGAUGGGGGCGAGCAAGAGCAAGCGCAAGGACCCGGGGCAGCGGUCCCGGAGUUUGGACGGCACCAUAGGCAGCAGUGGCGGGUACCACCAAAGCCCCGCCCAGCAGACCAUGACGCCCAACCGCAGCCCUGCCGUGGAUGGAACCCGGGGCGGCGGCCGUCCCCACGGCAACAGCGCGGAGAUGGCGCUGUUCGGGGGCGUGGAACACCCUGGGAGCUACACCUCCCCCCAUCGAGGAGGACCCCUAGCAGGAGGGGUCACUACUUUUGUGGCACUGUAUGACUACGAAUCACGCACAGCCUCAGAUCUGUCAUUCAGGAAAGGUGAUCGACUGCAGAUAAUCAACAACACGAGAAAGCUGAACAGCAGGGAAGGUGACUGGUGGCUAGCUCGCUCCCUGACUACGGGCGAAAGUGGUUACAUUCCCAGCAAUUACGUAGCGCCUUCAGACUCCAUCCAAGCAGAAGAGUGGUUCUUUGGGAAGAUCACCCGCCGCGACUCGGAGAGGUUGCUCCUGAGCCUGCACAACCGGAGAGGGACGUUCCUGGUGCGAGAGAGCGAGACCACCAAGGGUGCCUACUGCCUGUCCAUCCUGGACUGCGACAACACAAAGGGCCUCAACAUCAAACACUACAAGAUCCGCAAGCUGGACAACGGUGGCUUCUACAUCACAUCCAGAACCCAGUUCAACAGUCUGCAGCACCUGGUCAGCCACUACCGCAAGCAUGCAGACGGGCUGUGUCACAGCCUGACGGAGAUCUGCCCCGUCCUGAAGCCUCAGACCCAGGGCCUGUCCCGCGACGCCUGGGAGAUCCCCCGCGAGUCCCUCCGUCUGGACUUGAAGCUGGGACAGGGCUGUUUCGGAGAGGUCUGGAUGGGCAUGUGGAACGGCACAACACAAGUCGCCAUUAAGACGCUGAAGCCAGGCACCAUGUCACCUGAAGCCUUCCUCCAGGAAGCCCAGGUGAUGAAGAAGCUGAGGCACGAGAAGCUGGUCCAGCUGUACGCAGUGGUGUCCGAGGAGCCCAUCUACAUCGUCACCGAGUACAUGACCCAAGGCAGCCUGCUGGACUUCCUGAAAGGUGAUGCGGGCCGGAUGCUACGCCUACCUCAGCUGGUGGACAUGGCUUCACAGAUUGCAGCAGGAAUGGCUUACGUGGAGAGGAUGAACUAUGUGCACAGAGACCUCAGGGCUGCCAACAUCCUGGUGGGAGACAACCUGGUGUGCAAAGUGGCAGACUUUGGACUGGCGCGGCUCAUCGAGGACAACGAAUACACCGCCAGACAAGGAGCAAAGUUUCCCAUCAAAUGGACGGCCCCAGAGGCAGCCCUGUAUGGCCGCUUCACCAUCAAGUCCGACGUGUGGUCCUUCGGGGUCCUGCUCACCGAGCUUGCCACCAAAGGGAGAGUGCCAUACCCAGGGAUGGUGAACAGGGAGGUGCUGGACCAGGUGGAGCGUGGCUACAGGAUGCCGUGUCCGGCGGAGUGCCCGGAAUCCCUGCAUGACCUGAUGCUCAGCUGCUGGCGCAAGGACGCUGAGGAGCGGCCCACUUUCGAGUACCUGCAGAACUUCCUGGAGGACUACUUCACCUCCACUGAGCCCCAGUACCAGCCAGGGGACAACCUAUAGAGGUCCCCAGGGGUCCCCCCGCAGGGAGUAGAGGAGUUUACCGGAGGUCCGUCCAGGCUCCCCCGCCACCCUGGCAGCCAAGGCUCCAAAGGGGGCGCCCGCACACGCACACCCCCGGGGCCUUACCCCUCCAGACGGCUCCACGCAGUCGGAGUCCGAACGUCCACCAUGACUGUCUGAGGUCCGCUUUGCGGUCAGCAGAACACGCACUAAAAUCAGGAAAUGCACCCCCCAUUUUCUCCAAAUCUGUAUAAAUAGACGAAUGGGUAAACGAAUGACCAGAAAUAUUUUUGGAAUACUUACUUUUUUUUUUUUAUUCAUUAUGAGUUUUAAGAGCUUCCACUUUAUUCUUAUUUUUUCUGUUCACCUGAUUUAUUUUGGUGCCAUUUUCUUUCUCUCUCCAUGGCUUUUUUUAUUUAACUAUAAAAAAAAACCUUGGAUUAACUGGAACGUGGAAUUUGAUGAAACCAGAAACUUCCGUAACUGCUUGGUCAGCUCAACAUGUACAUUAUUCAGCUGAAGCUGAGGGAAAGGGCUGGGAGGCUGUGAUGAGACCACUUCAGAACCUCUGAGAACACUGAACUGCAAGAUAAGAAAAAAGGCCCAAACUGCCCAUGACUCUUUGAAAAGCAUCUUUUUUUUUUUCUUUUUUUUUUUGCAUACUACUGAUUGCCUAGUCUCAUUUCUCGACCAGUUUCUUUUUGUGCCAAUGAAAACCAUUUUGUACUCUCAUUGUGUAUAUAGUUUAUUUUCAUUAUUCUGUACUUUAUUAUGAAAUUCAGUAUGCGAGGCCGGAAAGUAAUGUCAGAUCGUUCCAAAAUGUAUGAAAUCAUGGACUACCAUUUCUUGUACAAGCACUCAUACAGUGGCAUUGCAUAGUACGGACCGGUUGAUUUCUGGUAAGGGUUUUGCACUUGUGCUGACUAAAGGUACGAAUUAAAACGGUGACUGCCUAAAUUAUGGCCUGUUAAGGCAUGUUUUGUGUAUUUUUCCUACACCAUUUAUGCAAAAUGAUUUGGUAGAAAUGUGCUGGAAGAUUUUAUGUAUUUACUACUCAUAGUCAGUAAGCAUGUUGCCAUUAUUGUAAUCAGAAGUUGGACAAGCAAGCAGGAGCGGGGUCUAUCGCUACUUUUCCCUCUGCAAUAUUUUUGUAUAUUUCAUUUGUUUUUUAAUUUAGGAUCUGUGUGAGAUAGGGAUGUGGAUUACAAUGAUCAAUGUGAAGAAGCCAACAUUAAUCUGUGCCAUACACUGCCACAUGCUUUCCUUCUGCCCAUUCCACAUUGCAAAUGGCAGUUUUGAAGUAUAUGUACAGUACGUAUGUUCAUAAAGAUUGUCAAAGUGGACAAUCUGCUUCUUCCUGUACGUUUGGAUACUGGCUAUACUAUCUUAAAAAAACUGUUUUUUUAUGCCAUUUUUAUUUAUGCCAUUUUUGUUUCCUGGGUAUUAAUGAGACACAUCAUCGAUCAUAAAUGUAUUCAGUCGCUGCACUGAGAUGUGGAUUGAUGUCAUUACCUAUGUAAUGUGAUUACCAGGUUUUUAUGCCAUAUUGGGUGAAGGGUAAUCCUAAAACCUUGAGGUUUUCUCAUUGCUUCCCUUUUUUCUCUUUGUUUUAGAUUUAAGUCCCAUUAAGUGCAUUUUGACCAUUCAGUAACAGUCCAAACAUCUUUAUAUUUUAAACAUAAAUAAAACCAAAUUAAAUAACUGUUUCAAUCAAGGUUAAAGAAAUAUCAAUAUGUAUGGAUUACACGUUACAAAAUGGAUGUUUACCUGGAUUUGUUCUCCACUAGAAUAUAUAAUCCCAGAAUAGUAAACAAACAAGCCAUGUGACCGCAUUGUUAUAAUAUAUUUGGGAAUCAUACAUGUGGGAGUAAAGUAUGAAAUGCACAUAUUUCAGGUUCUGUGUGGAGAAAGGACACUUUGUAAACCCCAAAUGAACGUAUUAUGCUUUGUAUUCUUUUUGGUGGGGGGCGUGUCCAGGCAAAACUAAUACAAGAAUGUAGUUAGCUACCAACCUCAGUAAAAACAAGUAGUGCAGCAGUACAGAGGGCAAGAAUUCUUCAGGUUUUUGACUCCAAGACAAGUUUUGGAUGAUGUCUGUACAUUUACUGUACAGUACUGUAUGUGUACAGUUAAAUGUUAGCAAUAGCUCCUUCAUAAGUGCCAUUUGAGGUUUAAAUAUUGAAUAGCAGGCACUGGCUUGUAAAUAGCCAAUGCGAAUGACUUCUUUGCUGUAUAUCCUAAUUCAUAAAUUUGGUUUCAGGAAAACCAUUGAAAUUAUUGUCAUUUUAGUUUUCUGCUCUGUUUUUAUUUUAAACCAGGUAACACCACAUUGGCUAGCAGUUGUAGACUAGUGGUUAUUUAAGAAAAUGGGCUCUUAAACCAAAGGUUGAAGGUUCGAUUCUCAGGUGGGGCAUUGUCAUCAUACCCGUGAGCAAAGAUAAUUAAAGUCAUUUAUUCAGCAAAAUAUUAUAUUCACCCUUAGUAAGGGUGCAUGCUAAGAAAAUAAAUAAUGUGAAUCCAUUGGACAUCCCAAAUCCAAAUAGGUCAAUGAUUUGGAUCGAAGUGGUUUUAAAGAGAGUGUUCAUUUCUGGGUUAUUUUUUUAUAUAUUUAUUCAUUUUUGUCCUGUUUCUGUUUUAAUAUGUUUUUGAUGGCCUAUACUUUUUAUGUGUGAUGAAGGAUAUUAUAAAUAUUUGCAUAAGUUUCUGAUGACUUGUCAUGACUAGGGCUACCAUCAUAUUAUUCACGGCCGGGUUCUCCCCCUGCUCCUCCCCUCCCAGACAGCAGCCCUGAUCAUGGCACUGCUAGCUAUAAAGCAUUCAAGGUUUAGUGGUCUAAAGCAAAAAUAAUAAAUAUCCAGCAAUUCCUAUGAAGCUUGUACAGCAAUGCUGUGCUUCCAGAGGCUAUACAUAUGAAGAUAAAUCUUACUGCUUUGCUUCACAAUUGUAUUCAUAAAUAUGUUUUUAAUGUUGUUCCAGUACUUAUUUUCCCGGGUUGAAUGUGCCAUAGCAAAUAUUUCCAACCAAACAUAAUAUAAAAUAUGCUUUUUUUGAAGAAUAAUCACAUAAUGUUUCCAGAUAACCUCUGGAAACAUAACAUCCCUGUACAAAUGGUUUUGAAGUAUGAUUUCUUUCUUUCCACAUGAACACCUAAAUACUCAACAGAAGCUUUUCUGAAUGUAUGAAAUCUCCUUCAUUGGACAGAGUUUGGGCCAAUCAAAAACAUAUAGUGAAACAGAUAUAUAUAAAUAAAAAACCCAGAAAGUGAACUUUCCUUUUAACAUUCUAUGAAUAAAAGGAUAAUUCCCUCAUAUCUGUAAGGCCUUAUGGAGCUAAAAUACCAGCUUUAUUUGAAACUCUGAGAAGGAUAGAAAAGGCUGGGGGGAAACAUUCAUUUUGUGUUACUCUACAUGUGGGUACUCUGACUGGUAAAGUACUUAUUUUUUUAGAAUAGUGAGGCAAGCACUUAAUUAAUUUCUCUUUCUGGUGACUAGUAGAUAAAUAUUGAGUUUUACACAAGCUGUGUUGUAUUUUAGAUUAUUUUAGUGUUACUAUACUCAGUUUCAUAUCAAUGUAAGUGAAGUUAUAUGACGGUUACAUAUGGGAAAUCCUCCAAAAUGAAUCUGGAACUGAAUUAUAAUGCAAUUUGGCCAUUUAGUCAUUUGUCCCUUAGUGUCAUUCAACUUAAUUAGCGCCAAGGAGGGACUCUGGUUUGGGUCACUUUACCACAUCUGAGCCUGUGUCUGUUUUCUAAAGCUAUGCAGUUUCUGGACUGUGCCAUUCCUCUGUAGCUUAUUUUAUUUUACAUGGACAAUAGAUGCAUCUCCAAAUAAAUAUGGGGCUUUGCAACAAUGUAAUGUUGAUUUUGUUCUCUGAAAUGGAUUUAAUGGAUCAAAACACACCUUUCUGGCUAUAAUCUGCCACCUUAUGUUGUAAUCUUUAAAUGUGCAAUAAAUUAUGUUUCAGAAGUGUUGUUUUGCUUUUCAGAAGGGCAACUAUUUAAUGGGUGAAUGUUGAAAUAUGGAUUGGAAUUCCAGCUCUAUAGUCUUAAUAUAUGCGUCUGUGCCUACUUGUACAUACUGAGUGUAGUCCAACCGAUAUCAACUAGUGGAUAUGUUUGCAUUAUAGAUUCCUGAAUUUAUUCUUUCAACAUUUUACCCCAUAGUUGUUCUUUUGGCUGUAAUGCAGAUAUUCCUUUUUUUUUAAAUAAACUAAUACAUGAGAGGAUCUGGA
Molecule: messenger RNA, 6275 nt
Organism: Conger conger (European conger)
Lineage: Eukaryota; Metazoa; Chordata; Actinopteri; Anguilliformes; Congridae
Product: proto-oncogene tyrosine-protein kinase Src-like
Exons: 13
Coding region: 417-2045 (542 amino acids)
Biological process (GO): osteoclast development; bone resorption; negative regulation of intrinsic apoptotic signaling pathway
Cellular component (GO): extrinsic component of cytoplasmic side of plasma membrane
Molecular function (GO): ATP binding; growth factor receptor binding; non-membrane spanning protein tyrosine kinase activity
Source: RefSeq, a predicted model, not a curated record